Daphnia carinata is the source of this 450-nucleotide messenger RNA. RefSeq lists its product as uncharacterized. The coding region runs from base 56 to 397 and encodes 113 amino acids. The record is from RefSeq and is a predicted model, not a curated record. The transcript is spliced from 3 exons. Gene Ontology annotation, molecular function: chitin binding. Gene Ontology annotation, cellular component: extracellular region. NCBI's taxonomy places the organism in Eukaryota, Metazoa, Arthropoda, Branchiopoda, Diplostraca, Daphniidae.
CUGUUACAUAUCGUCACGACCCACAGUAUAAAAGCGUGAUUGCACCCUAGAAAUCAUGCAGAGACAAAUUACUUUCCUCCCAAUCGCCAUGAGGGUUCUAAUCUUGUCCGGUUUUCUUCUAAUUGCUCUGACACAUGUCUGUAUCGCUGCUGGGAUCGUCAGAGGUCCUGGAGGUCCCGGAGGUGAACCUCCAGUAUUUGACUGCAGUGGUAAAGUUGGGUACUUUGCAGACCUCUGGAAAAACUGUGAGGUGUAUUAUUACUGCCGAGAAGAUGGAACUAAAUUAACGUUUAGCUGCCCCAAUCAAACUUAUCAAACGUAUUUUGAUGAAGCAGCGCAAAAUUGCGUUCAGCAUUACAAAUGCCCGGACCCAGAGCCUAUUCCCCCUACGUUUUAAUUUUGUAAUCAAGCUUUCAGAACUAAAAAAUACAAUACAUAGAUCUUCUUUUA